AUGUCUGUCUUUAGCGAUUCUGAGAACUCGGAUGCAGCCGACUGGUUGGAUGUAGAGCCCGAUGAGGAACAAAUCACAUUUGUGUCGCUGUUUGACGCGGAGACCUUCGCCAGCAUCGAGGACCUGCUCACCCACUGCAAGACCCGGCACGCAUUUGAUCUGGUCGCCACUGUGCACCGCCUCAGACUCGAGUUCCACGAUGCCAUCAAGCUAAUAAAUUUCAUAAGAGCUUGUACCCGGAAGGGCAAGAAUUUACCUGAUGCUCUCUCCGCGGAAGAUUUUGCCGACGACAAGUACCUCAAGCCAGUCCUUGAGAACGACGCCGUGCUCUUCUCCUUGGGCGAGAUUCUAAACGAAGAGUCUGGGAAUCCGGAGCCUGAAUCUUCGCAGCCAAGCGCAUCACUCGAAUCUAGAAACAAAGAGCUCGAGGCCGAAUUAGCCGCGGUCAAGGAGCGAUUUGCUAGCUACCGACUCGCAGUAGAGGAGACGCUGGACAAGCGCUGGGGCGACGAAAACGAGGCCGGAAAUCUAGCAAAAGAAAAGAAAAAAGACUCCUCAGAUUACUACUUCGAGUCGUACGCCUACAAUGACAUUCACGAGACUAUGCUCAAGGACGAGAUCCGCACUGACGCCUACCGAGACUUUAUUUACGAGAACAAGCAAUUAUUCGAAGGAAAAGUAGUUCUUGAUAUUGGAUGUGGCACCGGCAUCCUGAGCAUGUUCUGUGCAAAGGCAGGUGCUGCGCAGGUUAUCGCAGUCGAUAGGUCAGACAUCAUUGAUAAAGCCCGAGAGAACGUGUUCAACAACGGACUGGCAGGAAUUAUCACCUGUCUACGCGGUGCUAUCGAAGACGUCAAGCUCCCUGUUGACCAGGUCGACAUCAUCGUCAGUGAAUGGAUGGGCUACUGCUUGCUCUAUGAAGCUAUGCUGCCUAGCGUUUUAUACGCCCGUGACAAAUACCUUCGGCCAGACGGCCUCCUUGUGCCCAGCUCCGCCACUAUUUGGGUGGCACCGGUUCGGGAUUCGGAAUACGUGACGGAUACAGUGUCAUUUUGGAGAGAUGUCUACGGGUUCGACAUGAAGGCUAUGCAAGAGUGCAUCUACGACGAGGCCAGGAUUCUCACAAUGCCACCAGCUGCAGUUUGCGGAAAGCCCUACCCGUUCAAGGUUCUCGAUCUUCACACUGUCAAGCCAGAGGACUUAUUUUUCACGGCGAAUUGGGAGUCCCAAGUAACGGGCGACACUGAUUCAUUGGAUGGCUUUUUAAUAUGGUUCGACAACUUCUUUGCGAACUCCCGGGCUGAUAAAUUGCCGGAACCUGAAACGACACCUCAGAAUUUCGUGAGAAGGAAGCCUGGCUAUGUGGCUUUCACUACUGGACCCUACGGGAAGGAAACGCAUUGGAAGCAGGGGCUUUUGCUCCAGCCUCCAGCACAGCUGAACGUUCCGCAGCCGAGACUUUCCGGUCGAAUUGUCUUCUCUGCCUUGGAAGAAAAUGCCAGAGCGCUUCAGAUCCAGCUGACUUGGAGUGAGCAAGGUCAGGAGGAGAAGGACAGGACUUGGAAGUUGAAGUGA
Molecule: messenger RNA, 1575 nt
Organism: Cordyceps fumosorosea ARSEF 2679
Lineage: Eukaryota; Fungi; Ascomycota; Sordariomycetes; Hypocreales; Cordycipitaceae
Product: protein arginine methyltransferase RmtB
Exons: 3
Coding region: 1-1575 (524 amino acids)
Biological process (GO): peptidyl-arginine methylation
Cellular component (GO): nucleus
Molecular function (GO): protein-arginine N-methyltransferase activity
Source: RefSeq, a predicted model, not a curated record